AUGAUGACGUCCGCUGUCGGCAAUGACACAUUGUCUAUUGUUUAUCGUCCUAUUCAGCAUCAUGAACAACAACAAGUUAUUGACUUGCACUAUGCUGUAUUUGGAGCUAGGUUUAAAUCAGGUUAUUAUGAUCGGUGUUUUAUGCCAACAGCAUCUCCUCAAUACAAAGAAGGUGAUACAUUGGGUGCGUGGUGUGAUGGAAAAUUAGUUAGUACAGUACAUAUUCGACGUCUUAUUAUUCGAUCUGGUGAUGAUAAUGUAGAAUAUCGCUGUGGUAAUAUUGUAGGCGUAGCUACUUUAGAAGAAUAUCGAAAGCAAGGAUAUUCACGAGAACUUCUACGAAUGACUAUUGAUAAAAUGAAAGAGAGAAACGAGUUUGAUAUAUCAUUCUUGCGAACUCAAAUACCAAAACAUUAUAGUAUCCUCGAAUGGGAACAAAUAUCUAUUCCAUCUCAUAUUAUUGUAGAAUGGAAAAACUUUAAUUUUGAAAGUAGCAAUGUUGAGUGGCGAUCGACAGUUGACGUCGUAUCAACUGAUGGACAAUUUCUACUUAAAAUACAUUCAAAUAAAGCAUGUGCAUAUCAAUUUGAUUAA
Messenger RNA from Rotaria sordida, 594 nucleotides. The record is from the annotation of a GenBank genome assembly. Lineage: Eukaryota; Metazoa; Rotifera; Eurotatoria; Philodinida; Philodinidae.